AACGGACCCGGGAAGAUGGCGGAGGCGGCCGAGGCAGCGGAGGCCGAGCCCGCCGAGCCCGCCGCCUUCAAGCGCCCGAGCCGCCCGCUGCCCGCCCCCCCCGGGCCCGGCGACCCGGGGCCUAGCCCGCCGGGAGCCCCCCGCGCAGCCGCCGCCGCGCCGCCCGCGCCGCGCUACGAGGAGCCGCCGUGGGGCAGCCGCCCGCCCGCCGGCUCCGGGUACGGGCUGGAGGUGCUGAAGGGCGGCGUGGUGCUGGGCUCGGUGCGGCUGGAGGACAGCAGCUGGUUCUUGGUGGGGCGGCUGCCCGGCUGCGCCGUGUCCCUGGAGCACCCGUCGGUGUCGCGGCACCACGCCGUGCUGCAGUACCGCGGCGCCGGCUGCUCCCCCGACGACCCCAGAGGCGCCGAUGCCGCCGGGUUCUACGUGUACGAUCUGGGCAGCACCCACGGCACCUUCCUCAACAAGGCGCGGGUGCCGCCCCGCACCUACUGCCGGGUGCGGGUGGGCCACGGGCUGCGCUUCGGUGGCAGCUCCCGCCUCUUCCUCCUGCAGGGACCCAAAGAGGACCAGGAGUCUGAGUCAGAGCUAACUGUGACUGAACUGAAGGCACUACGCAAGCAGCAGCAAGCAAAAUUAGAAAAGACAAUGUUGGGAGAGGACUCUGAUGAGGAAGAUGAGAAAGAGGAGAGAAAUGAAAGCAGUCAGAAUAGUGAUAUGAGCUGCUCAUGGGGCAUGGGGGAGGAUGCUGAGGAGGAUGAGGUUGAAGAAAACCCUAUUGCUGUUGAUUUUCAGGAUGUUCAAGAUGCCUUUUAUAUGAAAGACCCUAGGAAGGCCUUACAGGGCUUUUUUGAUAGAGAAGGAGAAGAGUUAGAAUAUGAGUAUGAUGAUCGUGGUCACAACAGCUGGCUAUGCAGGAUCAAGUUGCCUGUGGAUGAUGCAUCAGGGAAGCAGCUAGUGGCAGAAGUUCUCCAUUCAGGAAAAAAGAAGGAAGCAAUGAUACAAUGUGCACUGGAAGCUUGCAGGCUGCUUGAUGCUCGAGGAGUACUGAGGCAAGAAGCAGUAUCCCGAAAAAGGAAAUCAAAGAACUGGGAAGAUGAGGAUUUUUAUGACAGUGAUGAUGACACCUUCCUCGAUCGAACUGGUGCUGUGGAAAAGAAACGACUGAACAGAAUGAAGAAAGCCGGUAAAAUAGAAGAAAAACCAGAGACUUAUGACUCCCUGGUCACAAAGCUAAAAGAAGCAGAAAAUGAGCUUUCUGAAAUAACAGAGAAGCUGAAAGUUUCAGGGAAAGUCCAGUCCCAUCCAGCAGCUCAAGAUUCUUUGGAUGAGUUCAUGACUGAAAUAAAAUCAGGAUGCACGUUAGACAGCGUGGCACGAAAGAAGCUUCACUUGCGGUCGUUUGAACUGAAGAAAGAGCAGCAGAGACUGAAAGGGUUAAUAAAGCUUGUCAAGCCUACAGAACUGCCUGAGCUGAAGCCCCAGAGUGGGAGUUACAGUCUGAAUGCAGAGAACAAGCCUAAAAAGAUGAACCUGCCUCUCUUUGGUGCAAUGAAAGGGGGGAGCAAAUUCAAACUGAAAACUGGAAGCCUAGGGAAGUUGCCUGUUAAGCGUCCAGACAUCCCUGAAAGCUUGUUAAAAACGAAAGAUGAUGGACCAGAGGAGGAGGAGGAAGAAGAAGAAGAAGAAAUUGAAGAGCAGCAAGAAGCACAUGCAGUAAACAGCAGAGUGUCAAACCUAGAAAUGAAGAUGACAAUAGAGAAAGAAACAGGGGAAGAAACUCAUGCUCCUGAUGGCUCCCCUUGCAGUAACAAAAAUCUAGAAUCCCUUCAGGACGGGAUUGAUUUUCUGCCUGAGCCAAAGGUACUGAGGAGUGAAUCUCAAAUGGGACCCUCACAAGAGAAAUCCCAAGCAUCCAAGGUAGUAAAUAAGGAACCUGAAGAGACAUCUGAGAAAGUUAAAAUCAAUAACUCAAGCAAGGUUCAACAACCUUUUUUUUCCUCACAAUACCCAGAUGAUGACCCAGACUACUGCAUAUGGAUUCCUCCUGCAGGGCUGUUGCAAGGUUACAGAAAUAAGAAUAAAUUUCACUGAAGAAAACUGUUAUCUGGUGAAUCAUCCUUCAAUGAAAAGACUGCACAUCUCUGACAUAUGAAUCCACAGGAGCAGAAUACUGGAUUCAGUAACUGCAAAGUAUAAUCUGGGAUAGUUAAGCAAGCAGUGUCCAUAAGAGGGAGCUCUGUUCUUUGGCUCUGCCUGACAAUAAACAGUCAAACGUUCCUUCUAAGCUGGCAUUAUGAGGACUCCAGAAAAAAAACCCAAACAAAACAGCCACAAAAACAGGAGUACCUGAUGUACUCCUAACACUGUUAGUAAAAUUGAAAUGAGUACAUCAAAAGACACAUUGCAAUAUGCAGUCUGACUUUAUCCUCUGUGCUUGUAUGGCUGGUGCUACCUAUAGACUUUUUCAUACAGGAAUACACAUUUCUCUUAGGUAAGGGGUAAA
Messenger RNA from Vidua chalybeata, 2503 nucleotides. It is a transcript of the gene SLC4A1AP, whose product is annotated as solute carrier family 4 member 1 adaptor protein. The transcript has 14 exons. Gene Ontology annotation, molecular function: protein binding; mRNA binding. The coding region runs from base 16 to 2091 and encodes 691 amino acids. The record is from RefSeq and is a predicted model, not a curated record. Lineage: Eukaryota; Metazoa; Chordata; Aves; Passeriformes; Viduidae.